CCGUUGACUGGCUUCCUUUUCGAUAAACAAUAAACAAUAAAAAAUGAAAAAAAAUAAAUAAAAAUGUAAGAUGUGUAUAAUUUGAGAUACCAAAGUAACAAAAAGAAUAUAUAUUUAAUUUAAAUGAGUUAGGAAACAAUUUUUAAAAGAUGAUUAAAUUACCGUGCAUAUGGUGGUUUAAUUUGGGCGUUCAGUGCGUUCUUUUUCUAUAUGCAAAUGCAAAAUGUCCAGACAAAUGCCUUUGUAGAAAUGCUAGCCCAAAUACUACCUCUACCUGGAAUAAUUUAAGGGUAAAGUGUGGAGGCAGCGAGGAUAAUUUAUGGAAUCUUAAUAUGCAAAAUUUUGAUUUUGCCGAUGAUACUGUCAAUGUGGUUACGUUAGAUUUAAGCAAGAAUGGGUUAAGCACCAUCGAAAAGGAGUAUUUUCGAAAUAUGACGGAACUCAAAAGGCUAGAUUUGUCGGGGAACUUGUUUAAAGUUAUAGACAAAAACACUUUUGGUGAUGCUUUUGAAAGUUUGGAAAAGUUGCGCUUAAAUAACAAUUCAAUAUCCCACAUCUAUCCAGGAUCUUUCGAUCACUUAACAAACCUUAAGCAGUUAGAUAUAUCGCACAAUCCAUUGACUUGCGAUUGUGAUUUGGUUUGGAUUGUCAAUUGGUCAAAUAGCCGAUUUGUGAAACUACAGCCCCCCCCAAGAUGCGAAUCGGAAGAUUUUAAGGGAAUGUUUUUGAAAAGGUUGGUCAUUGGUGUUGAUUUAUUCUGUGAGUCUCCGUUGCAGCCUUUACUCGAAUUUAUUCCAAAGAAUAAUCAGGUGGUAUUUGAAGGAGACGAAUUAAUUUUAAAGUGCCGAGCACCGCGAGUGGCAAUUGGAGGCCAUCGUGAAUCUGAAGACCUUCCCACAAGAGCACACGUGUUUUGGGGCUGGUCGGAUAAAAUUCGUAGCAAAAAUUCCACAGACGAUAUUAUAUAUCACGAUCCCACCAAAGUUCUUAACGAUGUCCACCAAGAAAGCAAACAUACAACCGAUUCGGGAAUACUUAAUUCAGUGCUACGAAUAGCAAGUGUAAGAAAAAAUCAUACCGGAACUUUCGAUUGUACACUGCGAUCGCAACAAGCAAAUCUGUCUCAUGCCAUUGUCGUAAUUGUUAUUGCCAAAAAUACGUUGUACUGUAAAGCCAUUGAUGUUAAAACCAACAAAGGCAAUUAUCACUGGCCCCAGACAGUACGGGGUCAGACGGUAGAACAGGAAUGCAAAGAAGAAUCCAACAAUGACCAGGUGGCUACAUAUCAUUGUGAUGAGAGGGGCAAUUGGGUUGACCUAAAUACAAAAUCAUGUGCAUUUGUCAGUCCCACCACUCGACUUUUAGAACAAUUUGCCAAAAUGGAUCUCAAUUUAAACCGAGCAAACGUACUAGAAAUUGCACGAAGUGUUCACAACUUUACUCACACAGCUGCCAACCUUCGCCGUGUUCAAGAUCCCAUAGAUUUGGAAUUCGUUGCGAGAACUUUAGUCAAGUAUCUAGAUUUUAUAGCGUACCAAAAAGAACUGGCUUACCUACUGCUAGAUAUAGUAUCACAGCUAUUAGCAUUGCCUUCGAGAACGUUUUUCGAAGCACAACGAGAAUAUGAAAGUGGAUUUAAAUUGCUGAAGUGCGUGGAAGUGGCAUCAAAACAGACAUCAUUGGAGUCACCAGGACAAGAUGAUCUCAAAGAGGAUUUAAUAUCCAUGCCCCGUAGUUUUUUUGUAGACUAUUUUAAUAUAAAGCCUGAAUCGUUUUCGGGAAUUUCGUGUGUUUGGAUGCAUUCUUCGGUUUCGUCGCCACCAGUUUUUGAAUGCAGUACGUCGAAUGAUACAUUUCCCUCAUUCGAAAGAUAUGUCGAUGCUGCCAUUGAAAUACCUGUCAGUGCAUUAUUUUAUAAUAAAUCAAUAACAGCGACACAAAAGAACAUUAAACUAAUGGUGGCCGUGUUUCGUAAUGCGAACUUGUUGCCUCAUUUGUCAGAUAAUGGCAGCAUUUUGUUAUCGUCCCCCAUAAUUGGGGCCAAAAUCGUUGCCGACGAUCAGGCCAUUUCCAUCGAUCUGGAUGAUAUUGACGAAAGGCAUCAGAUUGUCAUUAUAUUACGUGUCCAUCCUUAUCACAAUGAUAAAAGUAUACCAAUACCUGCAUGGUGGGAUGCCGAAAACAAAAUGUGGUCACCCACCGCAUGUCAACAGCUGUACUUACAUCGAGGACUGCUAAUGUUUUCGUGCAAGCGCCUGGGCUAUUAUGGGCUGCUACAACAUUCAUUAUAUUUGAAUGACUUUAAAAGCGAUGAUGCCGGCGCACGUUUUCGUUUCCUACCGUACCCCAUAUAUAUAGGCACCGCUGUUCUCUUUGCCUGUUUAACCAUUAAUAUAGUAACAUUUGUGGUUUUUGGCCGAUCCAUUCGCAUCAAUCGUCAACAACGGCACACAUUUAUCAACACUUGGCUGGCUUUGGCAAUCUUAUCGCUAAUAUUUACACUGGGCAUCUAUCAGACCGAACGACAGGACAAUUGCCGAUUAAUUGGCAUUCUUCUACAUUAUUUAUCGCUAUGCAUAUUAUUGUGGUUGUGUGUGAGCCUUAGUACAAUGUACAAACGCCUAUCAAAACACCAUCGAGUUAUGGACUCUGACUUGCCAAAGGAUGGACGCUUACGAAAGCCCAUAAUGGGGAUAUACCUCGUGGGUUGGGGUAUUGCAAUGAUGAUAUGUGGAAUAAGUGGAGCUGUUAAUAUUAAGGAAUAUGCUGCUUAUUCCUUUUGCUUUCUUCACAACCCAUCGGCAAUGAAUGCCAUGCUUGUUCCCGGCGGAAUUCUCUUGAUUUUCCUCUGCAUACUAUUUCUUACCAUAUAUUACCAGUUGAACCAUAGAAGCUCCGUUGCCAGUAUGGCCCAAAACAACCAAUUUUCAGAUAACACCCAGGCCACGGAAAAUAUUGAUAUGGAUUGGUUGGACUCGACACAUGGUAACACAAGGCGUACCAAAUCGCUUAACCUGGAUCAAUAUACUAGUCUGACACUCAGUAAUACAGCAGCGAGUAGCAUAGUGGAUGAUUAUGAACGUUCGAACAUAUCGCAUUUGCGAGCACAUUUCCUGUUUUUAAUACUCUUUGUUGUAGCUUGGUUGUCUGCGGUGGCCCAUGUAAUGUAUUCAUCUCAGGGGGAUGAAACGAGCCACAUCUAUUCCUUUAUCUAUUCGUUGUCCUGUUCUAUUCUUGGACUGUUUACUCUCUUGUUUUUCACGGUCACAAGGAAUGAUACACGUCAGCAGUGGGGUCAAAAUCCCUGCUGUGGCAAUGAAAAUGUAAAUGAAUCCUAUGAGGAGAAAGAUGUUGCAGCACCCAUCCUGAGCUACAAACAAUAUGAGCCAGCAGCAAACAAUUCUGGAGCCUCACGUUCGAACUCACAAUGUUCGAAACAUCGCACAAGCAAUGUGGAUGGUACCACCCAACAUUUGCUAAGCUCUGCGUCGUCUGCUCCAGCAGUUAUCAAUAAUCAACAAUUAGGCAUCACAGGUAUGUCGCAUGAAAUACCCAGCGCAGAAAUUUUUUAUAAUCCCAAUCAAAUUAAUGUGGCCCGAAAGUUCUUUAAGAAGCAAAAAAGAUUAGCCAAAAGAAAUAAUUUCGAAUUACAAAGACAAAGGGAUCGCACCGAUUAUGCGGGACAUGGGUUGGCAGACCCCCUAAGUGAUGGUUCGUCUACUGGUGGUAAUAUUUACUCCAGACGGCAUAAUGCUAUGACACUGAAGCUUUUAAGUAGCGGUAUCGGCAAGGUAAACAAUACCAAUCUAAAUUAUAAACCUGAUUACAAAGUUAGCUACAAAAACAGUGUUCAUGGAGACGAUGGGUUUUUUGUGCCAACGGCCACCAUAGCAGCUUCAACUAGUGAUCACGAGCAAAAUUCACUACGAAAACGCGGUAAUAUUUUGGCUAUGAACGUAUACACAAAUAUCCCAGAAACAAUGGCCCCGCAACAUGAAGUUCAUAAGGUCAAGUCGCGAACCCUUAAGCCCUUGGAGGAGCAUACGGAGGAAUUGGAGGAGAUUGACAGUAGUUCACACGAUGAUAAUGUGCCACUAUAUGAAAAUACGAAAAUAAGCGCAACUAAAGAUGCCGCUAACAAUAUUUUCUCUGCAUCAUUUAGUACCAAUUUACCGAGAGAUUUGCCAGCAACAUCCACACCAAAUAAAACAACUGUGCCUGCACCAACUGAAGAUAAUUUCAAAUCACUUCUUCUCGAUCACGAAGACAAAGAGGCCAUGAAUAGUUUGGGCUUGCCUCUGGCGGCUAAAUCACCAACAGCCACCGUCAAGGCCAUAAACAAUGACAUCAUAAAUAGCGAUGAGGAUGACGAUAAUCAACAGCUCGCAUUGGAUCGCAACGAAAUUUACGUAUCGAAUUCUGUGCAAAUUACCAACCGCAUUGACUUAGAGGAGGACUUUGCUUCAGUGCUUAUUCGGUGUUGCAGUCAGUCAAAGCAUUCAAAAUCUUUGAAUAAUUUAAAUAGCAUUUUUGAGAGUGUCUCUUGCGAUGUGGACAAAAAUAAUGGAAACUAUGGCUCAGAAAAGAUUUUAACACAAUCGACUGGCGGCGAGACCAACCAAAGAUGCUCCUCUUUCUCAAACGAGGAACAUUCUGCAGUGUGUGAAUCGUCUUCGACAUCGCAGACGCCACAGAAAUAUUUUUCCGAAACCACAGGCGAUGAUGUGAAUGCCUUAAUGACUGGUGCGGGCACUAGAUCUGCUAGUCCAACAAACGAAAGUGAUUUGAAUUAUCAAAACUCUGAAAUCAGUAUACGUAGUCAUGGCUUGUAUGCUCCGCAAGUUGAUAAUGACUUAACCUUGACGGACUUUCGUUACCAAUCGUCGAAUGCCAGCGAAAACGAUAUGGCAUUAAAUGACUUCGAGGAUGAAUUCUCCGUAUUUGGAACGAAUAAUUUCAGUCACGAACUUGAUGGCAAUGACAAUGAACAUGCAGAGCAGGUUGAUACAUUUAAUAAUUCAAUAGAUGAAUUGUACGAAGCUAUCAAACGAAGACGCAGCCCACAAACAGAAAGCACGUGCGAUGCCGCUGUCAGCCUUAGCCCCAUAGAAGAUGCCACAAUGAACGAAAGUCAAUCCACUACAACUGAUAUGAGUAUCAAGGUUGCCAACCUAAUUCAGCAUGCGCCUUCCACUGCCCCCAGUGCGACAAUGCUAGCUAAAGCUCUUCGGGAGAAUCUCAUGGAUGACGACAGCAGUCAGAGUAGUGUUAUUUCGUAUAUAGACCCAAAAUUAACAAGAACUUCAGCUAGCUGAACAUCACCAUCACAUGUAAUCUUGACGACGUAUUCAACAAUAUAAAUCACGGCAAACCAUUGCUUUGGAAAUUUUA
This is a messenger RNA of Stomoxys calcitrans (stable fly), 5391 nucleotides long. RefSeq names its product adhesion G protein-coupled receptor A3 (gene Remo). The record is from RefSeq and is a predicted model, not a curated record. The transcript is spliced from 4 exons. Gene Ontology annotation, biological process: cell surface receptor signaling pathway; G protein-coupled receptor signaling pathway. Gene Ontology annotation, molecular function: G protein-coupled receptor activity; protein binding. Gene Ontology annotation, cellular component: plasma membrane. The coding region runs from base 150 to 5315 and encodes 1721 amino acids. NCBI's taxonomy places the organism in Eukaryota, Metazoa, Arthropoda, Insecta, Diptera, Muscidae.